AUGUGUACGAGUAACAGAUUACGGCUGAGUGACUUCAAAGACCUCGAAGAAAUCGGUCGCGGUGGGUUUGGGGUUGUUUAUGCGGCGACUCAACCGAACGGGGAGCGUGUAGCUCUCAAAAAGAUCUGCUCUCGUGCCGCAGCCGAACGUAUUAAAAAUGAAAUUAGGGCCAUACGUUGCUUGCGCCAUCCAAAUAUUGUUCAGUUUUUCGAAGACUUUGUCGAAGGCAGUGAUACUUACGUAGUUAUGGAAUUGUGCCCAUUGGGGUCAAUGCGUGCUUACGUGAAGAAAAAUGGGCCUCUCAGCGAUAAAGCAGCCGCAUAUGUACUACGCCAAAUUAUCUGUGCUGUGAAAUACAUGCAUCGUGAAGGAGUUCUCCAUCGUGAUUUGUCAUCUGGAAAUGUUCUUAUUAGCAGGAUAUUUUCGCCAGAGAAGAUCUCUGUGAAACUUUGCGACUUUGGGCUUGCUACACACUUAAGAAAAGGAGAAACAGCAUGUACCGUUGUAGGAACUCCUGGAUAUAUAGCUCCUCAGGUUUUCAAACAAGAGUACGAUCAAGCUGCCGAUGUUUACUCGAUGGGUGGUGUGUUGUAUACCAUGUUGACAGGGAGUGACCCACCUUCCAAAGGUGCUAUGCGUUUUGACGGUCUUGGCUUAUCUGCCAUUGAACUAAUCGAAAGCAUGAUGGAAGAAGACGCUUCGAAGCGCAUCGCUUUGAAUGAGAUCCAGCGGUCGAACUUCAUGGUGGAUUAUUGCGAAGGUGCUUCCAUCUCUCGCGACUGGUCAGCAACAGGUGAUCGAGCUGGUACUGUCUGGUCACAUGAACGACGGCGUUCUCGAGAUUCAAGGGAACGACGGAGUGCGCACGAUAGGAGUCAUGAAAUCGGCAGGGACGAACCAAGACCACGCAGAGCCGCCAGCAACCCUCCGCCUUCUGUUGGCAGAAGAGUCACAACAGCUGGAGGAGACAGUGGUUUUGGCAGCAGAAGUUGUGGAGACCGCAAUACUGGUCGUGCUGAAUCACGAAAUCUUCUUCCUCGUGUGGGAACAACAAGAGAUUCGGAUACUAAAGAGGAACCGUCCUGGCCUUUGCCAUUACAUAGAUGUGGUGGAACGAGGCUGGUAACGGCAGCAGGAAGAUACGUAAUCGUUGAUGACCAAACGCUGAUCUUCGAGAUGGCCAGCAAAAGCGGUUUCAUCACAAAAAUUGUAGAAGUAUCCAUUGGAGCUCGCAGAAAACAACAGAUAACAUUUGAUAAACCGCUGCAGUCCAACGUGAAGCGGUCGCUAGAACACGAUCCAUUGUUACCUGUAGCACGAGGACGAGAUGUGGCACCACUUACCAGCUACUCAUCUUUGAACCGUCAUGAGCGUGACGUUUAUGCGCAGAUUGCUAACGCCGUAGAUGUUAUGAGAGGACGCAUAGAUAAGGUAGUGUAUCAACGCCCAACUCAGUUUCCAUCCGCUGUUGCAAAAAUAAUGGAGAAUGGCACAUUUCGCAUUGUUUUCCGUGAUCAGCGCCGACUUGUACAAAAACCCUCAUCAAAAGAUGUUCAAAUGCACUUUCCUGACGGGAAAAAGGAGGAUGUUAGGGAUUCAGAAAUACUGGAUCGAUUUGACGAAGUACAUGGAUUUUUGAAGCAAGUGGAGAACAUUUGGGAGCAGCAGAUCGGUCGCUUCCCACUAACGUUUUCCAUCUCGAAAGAUUAUGGGUCUCCAAGAGCGUCAACAAUGUCAGAGAUUCGUGCUCCACUUGCAGUCAAGAAUGGGCAAUCCCAGUCGCUGAUGACACAGCGAUCUGCACCAGCAACUAUCGCUGCUUAUAGAAAGUCGUCUGUAGACUCUCCUAGAGCACUUCACGAAACAAUGAAGUUUAAGAUCAAUAAAAACAGUGAAGUAUGCAGUGUAGAAUCGCCAGACGGACGAUAUCUCAGAGUAUCCAGCGUUUCAAAGUCGAAGUUUGUCUACCGUGCCCAACCAGGUGGUGCUGAACAGAGGUUCCAUGAGAAUGAUGCUGUCUACCCUAAUGGAGCUCGCGAGCUGUAUGACUGUCUCAUGGCUGAGAUCCGACGACGGAGAUUGCUGGUGUAGGAGAAUCACUGAAACGGUAGAAUGGUUGAUGUUGCGAUUUUUCCUGAUACUGUUCUUAUCUAUCUUGUCUUUCUUUCGUGAAGUAAAGUAGUUGUAGAGAUUUUCGAGUAGUUUCGGAAGAGUUUAAUCAUCAUCAAUCAGUGUGUUUUUGAUGAAAAUAAUCCCUCCUCAAAGUGUCUUUGCUUUUUCUUUGUGCACCUGCCUUCGCCUUCAUUUUCCUACUGAUUUUUUCCGAUUGUGUAGAAACUCUGUUUUUACAGAGUAUAAUUGUGUAUAUUAUUCAUGGUGAUUUCGUGCG
Molecule: messenger RNA, 2389 nt
Organism: Cylicocyclus nassatus
Lineage: Eukaryota; Metazoa; Nematoda; Chromadorea; Rhabditida; Strongylidae
Source: the annotation of a GenBank genome assembly